AUGGAUACGCGGCAAGAUAGAACCUCCCAUCAGACUGGGGUUGAUGAUAUACCCUAUACGGAGCUCUACCUCCGUAUCCAAAGCUACCUUCAAACAGAUCUUGGUAGACUCAAGUACUUCCUUGGCAUUGAAGUUCUUGACACUAAAGAAGGAAUUUGCUUGAGUCAAAGAAAAUACUGCCUUGAGGUGUUAAAUGAGUUUGGAUUGCUAGGCUACAAACCCCCACAAACACCUCUUGAACAGAACAUGACCAUCUUUGUUAAAGAAUCCGAGGAUGAUAAAUUACUUGGCAAUAUUACUGAGUAUCAAAAACUUAUUGGAAAAUUGAUUUACCUGACCUUAACCAGGCCUGAUAUAUCUAAUGUUGUUCAAUGCUUAAGUCAAUUCAUGCAUUCUCCCUUAGAGUCUCAUUUAAAAUGGGCUUUUAGGAUACUUAGGUAUCUAAAUGGUGCUCCUGGGAAGGGGAUUCACAUUAAACAAAGUGAUACUCUCACUUUAAGAGCCUAUGUUGAUUCAGAUUGGGGGAGAUGUUUAAACUCUAAGAGAUCUGUGACAGGAUAUUGUGUGUAUUUGGGGAAUUCUCUUGUAUCAUGGAGAAGCAAGAAACAGAAUAUAGAGCAAUGGCCUCUAUCACUUGUGAAAUUCUUUGGUUAA
This is a messenger RNA of Erigeron canadensis, 654 nucleotides long. RefSeq lists its product as uncharacterized. NCBI's taxonomy places the organism in Eukaryota, Viridiplantae, Streptophyta, Magnoliopsida, Asterales, Asteraceae. The record is from RefSeq and is a predicted model, not a curated record. Bases 1 to 654 code for a protein of 217 amino acids. The transcript is spliced from 3 exons.